UCACAGGUCGUGUCGUUGAUCGCGUGUAUUGAAUGCCGACAGCCGACUGAAAUGAGAAAAUAAUAUAUCUGGCUCAUUUUAUUUCCGCGACGUCGUUGAGUUUGGAUCGUGCCUGUCAACACUUUGAAUGCAAUAAUUUUAAAUGAAACUUGAGAAUUUUACGUUGUAGAGAAUAUGGAUCACAAAGCUGAACAGGAGGAUGAGAUCGAAGCAUUGGAUUCCAUAUACUGCGGUGAACUCGAAAUAUUGGAAACGGUGCCUUAUUUCAAAUUUGUCCUACCGAUAAAGUCUGAACAGUACGAGCCUGAAUCUAACAAUGGGCUCUCAUGUAAAUUAGAGUUUACUUAUACCCCUAAAUACCCAGAAGAACCUUUGUUGGUCAGAAUCGAUGAACCAGAAAAUUUUGAGGAUGGAGACGAAACAAAACUCAAGGAACAUCUUGCGGAACAAAUGAAUGAAAAUCUGGGUAUGGUUAUGGUUUUUACACUUGUCAGCGCUGCUCAGGAGUGGCUCAACGUACAGUGGGAUAGAAUUAAAUUGCACAGAGAAGAAAGCGCAGCAAAAAAAUUGAUCGAGGAAGAAGAAGCUGAAAGAAAACGAUUCGAGGGCACGAGAGUCUCGGUCGAAACUUUCAUGACUUGGAAACAGAAGUUUGAUGAUGAAAUGGGUCACACAAAAAAGCGCGAACUCUUAGCCCAGCAGGGAAAAAAAUUGACGGGAAGAGAGUUGUUUAUGACCGAUAAAACGUUGGAUCAGUCAGAUUUGAAAUUCCUCGAGGAUGGAGAUGCGGUGAAAGUGGACGAAAGUCUAUUCCAAAAUCUCGACGAUUUGGAUCUUGAUGACGAAGAUGACGAGGAUGAUCCGGACUUUGAUCCGGACAAUGCUUCGGACGAUAGUGCCUAAGAAACGAGAAUUUACAAGAGCUAAGAUUUUUUCCUGGCUUCUUCUUCUUCUUUCCGGUUCAAUCUUCCCGGAACAAUGAGGAAAUCGUUUAAGGAGAGAACCGAAUCGCUUAUGUGAAUGAACGUGCAAAAUGACUCUGUAAAUAUGCGCAUAUAUCUUAUGUUUUCGUUCGGAUGAUAAAAAAACUUUGUUUACAACAAACCUUAAA
Molecule: messenger RNA, 1111 nt
Organism: Venturia canescens
Lineage: Eukaryota; Metazoa; Arthropoda; Insecta; Hymenoptera; Ichneumonidae
Product: RWD domain-containing protein 1
Exons: 4
Coding region: 175-903 (242 amino acids)
Biological process (GO): cytoplasmic translation
Molecular function (GO): protein binding
Source: RefSeq, a predicted model, not a curated record